AUGCGACCAGCUCGAGAGAACGCAUCAGGUGCUAGAAGCUCGCGCGUUCUCGCUGACUUCGCGCGGAGCACUUCGGCCGGCCUGCCCUUCCCGCCCGACCUGCCGGCCCAGCGGCCCCCAAGCGCCACUCCGACGGACUCUCCUGGUCUUUUCACCGUGGCCGCUCCAACCCCGGGAGCACCUUCUCCUCCCGCCACGCUGGCGCACCUUCUUCCUGCCCCAGCCAUGUACAGCCUGCUGGAGACUGAACUCAAGAACCCCGUAGGGCCGCCCACUCCAGCCUCCGGCACCGGCGGCCCCGCAGCCCCUGGCGGCGCGGGGAAGAGCAGCGCGAACCCAGCCAGCGGCGCGAACGCAGGCGGAGGCGGCAGCGCUGGCGCGAGCGGCGGCGGGGGCAGCGACCAGGACCGCGUCAAGCGGCCCAUGAACGCUUUCAUGGUUUGGUCCCGCGGGCAACGGCGCAAGAUGGCUUUGGAAAACCCUAAGAUGCACAACUCCGAAAUCAGCAAGCGCUUGGGUGCCGACUGGAAACUGCUGACGGACGCCGAGAAGCGGCCGUUCAUCGACGAGGCCAAGCGACUGCGUGCGGUGCACAUGAAGGAGUACCCGGACUACAAGUACCGGCCCCCAGCCGCAGCCGCUGCAGCCGCCGCCGCGGCCAGCAGCCCGGUGGGCGUGGGCCAGCGCCUGGACACGUACACGCACGUGAACGGCUGGGCCAACGGCGCGUACUCACUGGUGCAGGAGCAGCUGGGCUACGCGCAGCCCCCGAGCAUGAGCAGCCCGCCGCCGCCGCCUGCGCUCCCGCAGAUGCACCGCUACGACAUGGCUGGCCUGCAGUACAGCCCCAUGAUGCCACCCGGUGCCCAGAGCUACAUGAACGCCGCGGCCGCUGCGGCCGCAGCCUCGGGCUACGGGGGCAUGGGGCCCUCCGCCGCCGCUGCCGCCGCCGCUGCCUACGGCCAACAGCCCGCCGCCGCCGCCGCCGCCGCUGCCGCCGCCAUGAGCUUGGGCCCCAUGGGCUCGGUGGUGAAGUCCGAGCCCAGCUCACCGCCGCCCGCCAUCGCUUCGCACUCGCAGCGCGCGUGCCUCGGCGACCUGCGCGACAUGAUCAGCAUGUACCUGCCACCCGGCGGGGACGCGGCUGACGCUGCGUCUCCGCUGCCCGGCGGCCGCCUGCACGGCGUGCACCAGCACUACCAGGGCGCCGGGACUGCGGUCAACGGAACGGUGCCGCUGACCCACAUCUGAGCUCCAGCCUGCGCUCCUAGCUCUUCGUCCCCACCCCGCCCCACACCCCCACGUUGGGACGCCUUGUUGUUUAGCUUUGCUUGCCUGGGACUGUUGCCUUGUACCGAAGAUGGGGAGAGGACAGAAAGUUUGGCUGUAGCUGUCGGGUUUUGUAUGAGAGCAAAAAAAGUCAGGAGCAGCGGAAAUGGGACUUUCUGGGGCUGAGCCCCCCCCCGACCGCUGCCCC
Molecule: messenger RNA, 1477 nt
Organism: Nannospalax galili (Upper Galilee mountains blind mole rat)
Lineage: Eukaryota; Metazoa; Chordata; Mammalia; Rodentia; Spalacidae
Gene: Sox3
Product: SRY-box transcription factor 3
Biological process (GO): cell differentiation; negative regulation of transcription by RNA polymerase II; positive regulation of transcription by RNA polymerase II
Molecular function (GO): RNA polymerase II cis-regulatory region sequence-specific DNA binding; DNA-binding transcription factor activity, RNA polymerase II-specific
Source: RefSeq, a predicted model, not a curated record